AUGCGCAAACUCACCUGGUCAUCCUACUCCCCCUUCCCCACCUCCACGUGCCCCUCCUUCGUCCUCGUACCUUCCGCGACAUCACCGCCGUCUCCGUCCCGCGUCGACUACGAUCUUUCCGCACAGUACCACGUCUCUCGCAAAGCGGUCAUCCUGUCAGCCAUCGCCUUUACCGCCUUUCUCUUUCUUGGGAUCUUUAUCGCGCUCUUUACAUCUUUUGUCCAAUUUAAACACGAUGUCGCUGCCGCCGCCUCGUCAAGCGCUGCAGCUGCCUCAGCAACGUCAACAUCACACUAG
This is a messenger RNA of Heterobasidion irregulare TC 32-1, 297 nucleotides long. RefSeq lists its product as uncharacterized. NCBI's taxonomy places the organism in Eukaryota, Fungi, Basidiomycota, Agaricomycetes, Russulales, Bondarzewiaceae. The record is from RefSeq and is a predicted model, not a curated record. The coding region runs from base 1 to 297 and encodes 98 amino acids. The transcript has 2 exons.